CCCAGAAAGUCUGGCCCACGAGGGAAUUGAUAUUUUCACUAUCUGAUAUAUCUAGGUAAAUGGUCUUUUCUUGCCCUUUUUUCCUUUUCUCCUUUACCUUGUCUCUUUUACCGUGAUGAGACUUCUUCUGUUCCUUCCGUUGUAUGAUUGUAUUUGCGAGCAUGCAUUCAUAACUACUCCGGAAGGACUCGUUGCUUUUUGAAUCUGGCAUAACAAAUCGGGAAUAUUUCGCUUGGAAUAAGAAUGGAUCCCUCACCUGCAGCAACAGACAUCUUGGUCCUGAUAUGGGUUCUAACAGCUAUCUCGUUGAUCAUGGUUGCCUUGCGCGUCGUGGCAAAAGUGAGGAUCAACCAAUUCAGGAUGGAUGAUAUCCUAAUGAUACUCACUUUGAUCCUGAGUAUCGUCGCCGCAGCGUUUAACACUACCGGAGUCAAAUAUGGCUACGGCCAUCCAGAUGCAACCGUCCCUGAACCCGAUGCGUCGCUGGCCCGGAAGAACUACCUCUUCGGACUGGCCGUGCUUAUCGUUUGCACAGCUCUAGGACGUGCCGCCUUCGUCUUAUACCUGCUGGCCAUCCUAGGCAACCAGAAAUGGCACCGUAUCAUCCUGAUUGCGCUUGCUGUGAUGGAGGUCGCUUUCAAUCUGGUUUCUGUCAUCUUGAUCUUUGUUGACUGUACACCCUCGGCAUCGCUGUGGGAUUAUUCAAUUCCAGGAAAAUGCUCUUUGGAUGCACUUCAACUCAACUGGGGCUAUUUCCAGAGCAUAUUCAAUGUUUUUGUCGAUCUUUAUCUAGCUGUGGUUCCCACGUAUAUAUUUUGGCACCUCAAGCUCAAAUUAGCCGUAAAACUCGGUUUGAUCGCACUCAUGAGCUGUGGCCUAGUGGCUAUGGCAGCCGCACUCGCAAAAACAGUCCAGCUUCACGAAAUCAACAAUGGAAUAAUAGGUGGCACCAUGAACCUCAUCCGCUGGGGCUAUCUAGAAGCACAUCUAGUAAUCAUCACCGCAUCUGUACCUUGUCUUCGCUCACUCAUCCUUUCCGGUUUCCAUUUCAUGACCAGCAGUGGACAUGGAGGAUCACGCUCGUACGAAUUGGGAGGCACGGGCGCUUUCACGGGGACGACUCGACGAGGGACUACCACAAUCACAACAGUUCAUGAUACUUCCACUCAACGGAGGACCGACUCACGGCUACGGAAUAUGCUUUCUAGCAACAGGAACAACAAUGUCAAUGACGAUGGGGCUAGCGGGCACCAUAUACUCGAGAGUCGUCAUAGUAUUGAUGCUGUGAAAUCUAGUGAAAGUACACAGGACUUGAGGUCUGGACAGAUGGGUAUUCAGAAGCAGGUGGAUGUGACUAUUACCAUGCACGAUGAUUCGCCAGAUGAGAAUGGGGGAUUUAGGCAAUGAUUACUUACAUAAUGUAUAUUAUUAA
This is a messenger RNA of Talaromyces stipitatus ATCC 10500, 1432 nucleotides long. RefSeq lists its product as uncharacterized. The transcript is spliced from 4 exons. Lineage: Eukaryota; Fungi; Ascomycota; Eurotiomycetes; Eurotiales; Trichocomaceae. The record is from RefSeq and is a predicted model, not a curated record. The coding region runs from base 244 to 1407 and encodes 387 amino acids.